AAUGCCCCGCCUCUAUGGAAGUUGGCGGCGGGGUCAUACGGCUGACAGACUCCAGUACAUUCCCGAUAGCAGUGGGUAAGAAUCUUAACGCAGUUCAUCUUCAAGAAAGCUGUAUGAACCGCUUUUGAUUGAACCGAGAACUUUUAUCAUUCGGAAAAUCCGGAUAACGAGAUGUUUUGUUACCAUUGUCCACUCAGUGUGCCCCCAUCAUCAGUGGCGCCAAGGCCUCCGCCUCUUCCAUUCUCAGUGUAUUCAGCUGUCUCCCCUUACAGCGGUUACGGGUACCAGUCGGACCUACACGACGACAAUUUCGUGAGAAGAAAACAGAGAAGGAACAGAACCACAUUCACCGUUCAACAGUUGGAAGAAUUAGAAAAGGCUUUUGCCCAAACUCACUACCCUGACGUUUUCACGAGAGAAGAUCUAGCUAUGAAAAUCAACCUCACCGAAGCCCGAGUUCAGGUCUGGUUCCAGAACCGGCGCGCCAAGUGGCGCAAAGCAGAACGACUUCGCAAAGAGAGGGAGGAGAAGGACCGCCUUCCCUCUUCCGACGACCAGGGAGUUGCUCACGCUCAGGACGAUCCGGCCUCCCCCGAUGACGACCCCACAGACGACCCUGCACUUCUCCUGACUGGGGACAAAGCGGGGUCGUCGCCCUCCUCCUCCCAACGGCAUCUGACCGAUGAGGAAGAUGCGGACAGCAGCGGCAGGGAGGACGACCUCUCCCCGCCCAGAGCGGUGGCGGCGGCGGCCGCCACCGGAUCGGCGUCCGGGGAUGAUGCCGGAGGGGAGAACGCCAUGGAGGGCUCGCUGGCGAGCAUGUCCAAGACGUCUUCCACUUCCUCUGCAGAGUCUUCUAUGUUACUAGGGAGUACUUCUGAACACUUAAGUGAUUUUCCCUCCUUACUUCUGGCCUCAUCCAGAUCCCAAAUGGGAUCUUUCGGCGGUGAUUCCAAUCUCCUGAAGGAUCCGUCCGGUUGUCUCAGGCCAGGAUCCUUCCUGAGAUCUUCACUUUUCUCCUCUCUCUCGUCCGGCGGACCUCUGAGUAGCCAGGCGUGCAUGGAGAGCAUGAUGAAUCCCGCAAAUCACGGGAGGUUCCCUCUGCCGCCUAUGUACUUUCCUCACCAUCUUAGUCAUCAGUUCGCUCCCACCAGUCUGCCCUUCAAAGCAUUUCCCUUCUGCGCGUGUUGUCUUCCAAAACCCGUGACUUCCUCGGUGGUGACGUCACAAAGCUCUUCUCCCGACCCGACGUCUACUAGCGUCACUGAUUUGCGCAGGAAGGCGAGAGAGCACUCUCAGGCGCUGCUUCAGUCCGCCAUUCUCAACAGUGGCGCCACCCAGCGGCAGCAAGAUCCGGCGUGAUGCGAACGUCUCGUCUCCAGCUCGCUGAAGCAGACAAUAUCCAUUAAUAACAUUUCAAUUUACGAUAAGUUUGAUACGCCAAUGCUUUAUUUCGAAGUAUUAUUCGAGAACUUAUGAUGAGAAAACUCGAUGCUCGUCGUAAUUGUGCUUUCAAAGAUUCAUCCUGUUUAUGAAUUUUGCCAUGUUCUAAGCAGAAGACAUUCGGCAUUUUGAAUGUGACAGACGUCUCUGCUUUCGAAUAUUCGACAAAAAGUUAUCUUUUGCUCAUGUUUUACCUCUCGAGUCUAUUAUGAUUUUAAAAGAAAGUAUUACGAGUUGAUUACGUUUAUGUUUAAGAUGAAAGACAUCUUCAUGCCCAGUUUAUUGUAAAUUUAAGAUAAAUUGUAAAAUCAUAAGCUUUAUAUACUUAUUUCUAAACAUUUUAAUGAAGAACUUAUUUAAAAGUGCCUAAUUUAAGCGAAAUCAUCUGAAUUUAAUUAUUUUUUAAUAACUAUAAGUAAUGAAUUCUUACAUUAAUGAUAAUGAAAAGCAGGUAACUAAAAUCUGCAUAAAGGAAUUAUUGCAGUUAAAUUGAUGCUCAUUGCUAUUAUGAAAUCUCAAUCCAUCUGCUGUCGUUUCCUGGUAAAUUUACAGAAGGUGCUCCCGAAAGACGGCUACAAACGUUAUAUUUGAAAGCCGCAAUUAUUGUUCUUACGCAUGUAAUUUAACUACGGAUAUUGUCAGGUUUCUUAAAAUAAAGUGAAAAAUUUUAUGGAAAAAA
Stegodyphus dumicola is the source of this 2122-nucleotide messenger RNA. It is a transcript of the gene Drgx, whose product is annotated as Dorsal root ganglia homeobox. Gene Ontology annotation, biological process: regulation of transcription by RNA polymerase II. Lineage: Eukaryota; Metazoa; Arthropoda; Arachnida; Araneae; Eresidae. Gene Ontology annotation, molecular function: DNA-binding transcription factor activity, RNA polymerase II-specific; RNA polymerase II transcription regulatory region sequence-specific DNA binding. The record is from RefSeq and is a predicted model, not a curated record.